GGGCGGUAUGUCCGGACGGGUGCGGCACUGUCGAGGAUGUAGAAAGCGGGUAUAUCCCACCGAACUCUUCCGUGCUCUCGACGCCGACUGGCAUCGUGGGUGCUUCCGAUGCUCGGCCUGCGCAUGUACGCUCAGCCUGGCCAACCACUACUCGGUCCGCAACAGCGACGGUGAUAAGAUCCCUUAUUGCAGAGUCCAUCGGCCGGAUGCAUCAGUGGCGCUGACUGCUGGAGGUGUGAGACGCGACAAUCAGGCACAGAAGCCCAGUAGAUCGCAUGCUGCUUUCGCCGGCCUCGCCGCGCCCAAGCCUGAGCAGCUCUGCCCUGUCUGCAACAAGGCCGUCUACCCGGUCGAUCGCAUCCGGGCUCUGCGCACCAACUUUCACACCGGCUGCUUUCGCUGCGUCAGCUGCACAACAGUGCUCAACAUCAAGAACUUCCAGUCGUACGAGGGGGUGCUCUACUGUGCUGCCCAUCUCCCGCGCGUCCGCCAGGGGCUCGGCCGCGCUUCACCGGCUGCUUCGUCCAUCGGCUAUCGUGGCGGUCCGCCCCAGCCUACGCCCGAGCUGGCGCCCGAGCCCGUGUCCGAGCCCAAACCCGAGCCCAGGCCCGAGCCCAAGCCCGAGUCCGAGCCCAAACCCGAGCUCGAGCCUGAGCCCGAGCCCGAGCCCAAGCCCGAUCCCGAGUCAGAGCCAGAGACAGACGAUGACUCGGGCCUCUCGCCUUUGCCGCUGGCGCUGUCAUCGGCUUCAUCGUCCCCGCCGGACUCACCGCGGCCACCACCGUCUGCUCUUAACCACUCUCGUGUGAAGCAGGCCGGGUUCAUUGGCAUCGCCACCGCCGUGGAAGCCUGGACCGCCGAGGAUUCCGACGAGCUGAGCUUCAAGGCAGGCGACACGCUACUCGUCACGUUUGAGGACGGCGAUUCGUGGUGGUCAGGCGUAGUCUCAUCGCACGACACCGAGGCCGACGCUGCAGCUCUUGGCGAGGCCCUCCUCUUCCCGCUCUCACAUGUCGAGAUCGUGGCCAUGUUCUCGGAUGCGCCCGAUGCGUCACCGGGCGGAGUGGACGGCGCUAUCGGCCUCUGUGAAGUCCUGUACGACUACGAGGCAGCCGAAGACGGGGAGCUAUCCCUUCAGCAGGGUCAGGUCAUCCACGUGGUCUCGUUUGACAACUCCGAGUGGUGGACCGGGGUGGAGGCCAGCUCGGGCUCGCGCGGCAUGUUCCCCUCGCUCCACGUCAAGCUACUGGAGGCGACGACUGAUGAGAGGCCGGCGACCGCGCCGCGCCGCGAGCGGCCACCUCUCGGUGACCUCGCCCACGAAGAGACGGUGGGCGAAGGCUGGGUUGUCACUCCGUGGAUCGAGGAGGAGGACAGCGAGCUCGGGCUUCAGGUAGGCGACUACGUGCUCGUCGUCGAGUUUGACAAUGACGAGUGGUGGACCGCCAUCAAUGUCCGCACCAUGGAUGCCGGCCUCGCGCCCGCCAUGUGCAUCGAGCUGGUCGAGAGCCCAGCCUCUUCCGCAAGCUUCGGUAAGCAGGUUCGGGUCCUCUUUGACCGCGCCGCAGUCGACGACGACGAGCUCUCGAUCAGCACCGGCGACAUCAUUCACGUCCUCGACGAGACCUCCGACUCGUGGUGGUCAGGGGAACUGCGCGGGCGCGAGGGCCUUUUUCCGCUCACACACGUCGAGACCAUCGACAUCGCUAGUCUUCCGCUGUCGGUGACGAGCUAG
Molecule: messenger RNA, 1735 nt
Organism: Thecamonas trahens ATCC 50062
Lineage: Eukaryota; Apusomonadida; Apusomonadidae
Product: intersectin-1
Exons: 3
Coding region: 8-1735 (575 amino acids)
Cellular component (GO): focal adhesion
Molecular function (GO): actin filament binding
Source: RefSeq, a predicted model, not a curated record